Mercenaria mercenaria is the source of this 2196-nucleotide messenger RNA. RefSeq lists its product as uncharacterized. The record is from RefSeq and is a predicted model, not a curated record. NCBI's taxonomy places the organism in Eukaryota, Metazoa, Mollusca, Bivalvia, Venerida, Veneridae. The transcript is spliced from 7 exons. The coding region runs from base 165 to 1451 and encodes 428 amino acids.
UUCCUGGGAAGACUAUAAAUUUUACUAAAACGGGAAAUAGAUAUAAAUCUUCCGAAUUUGUAAUAAGUUAGCGAUUUAUUAUUCAAAAGUUCAUUAGUGUGCAUACUGUGAUGUAAUUUUCUUGUUUUCAAAUAGUUUAUAGAUUGAUAACAAUUUUAUUUAACAUGAAUAUAUUCCGAAUGUUUCUGCAUUUAUUCCACUUCCUUCUAUGGUUUAUACAAGAAUCACACAGCAAUGGAGGAUUCUGCCCAUCAAGGAGUCCAGUUGUACACAUUUGUACGGACCAUGUCUUGGCGAAGAAAAAUACUGUCUUCCUUGAUACAGUUAGUGUGCCGACUUUUCAGCCCACCUCGUGUAAAUGUAUUGUAUCCCCUUUUAAGUAUGAAGUUGGAUACACAUUUACUGUAUAUGGACCACAUAACACGAAGGGCAUGAAGUUUGAAAUAAACGAUAUUGUGAUAAAGGAAAUUGCCAGUAGAAAACAUACAUAUCUUACUGGUGAAACUCCGAUUUACUUUUCCACUGCUGAAGAUUAUACAUCUGGAGGAACCUGUGUACUUGUUAAUACAGGCCAGUCCUUCUUUAAUAUAACUUGUAUGAAGCCUACAACACUUGUAACUGACACAACAGCGUCAGUUACAUCAAGAGCAAUAACAACAGAAAUCUCAAAAGGCAACAUAACAACAACAGUAACAACGACAAGUACAACAGCAGAAGCCUCCAGAAAAGGCAGCAAAACAACUAUUGCACAAAGUACGUCAAAUGGACCCGAUUCAUCCACGAAAACUACAGUAAUUGUGGUUCCAGUAGUGGUUGGCGUUUUACUGAUUCUAGCAGUUGCGGUGCUACUUCUCGUUUAUGUGAGAAGACGCCGGUUUGUUAAAGAUACUAAAAGACAUGAACAGGAACCAUGUAUGCCGGUAUCAGAGCAAGGUCAAGGUCAACAGAACAAUCCCGAGAGUGAAGAGGCUAACAUCAAUAUUUCUGUCAAUGCAUAUGAAAGGUUAAAUAUGUAUGCGAAUGACAAGCUGGCUGGAGAGAUGUAUCAGCAACUUAAUGCAGAUAAAACAGAAGAAUAUCAAGAAAUGUAUGACGUAGUUACUGACUCUCGAAAUCAGAACAGGAACGUUACAAAACAAGUUAAUUUGGAAGACGCCAAAAAGGGUCCUACACACUCUAAAGAACGGCUGAAGGGACAAGCUAAAGGACAAGGGAACAACAGCAAUGGUGAUGAUCAUGAUAUUGAAAUUCCAUCGAAUGCAUAUGAAAGAUUAAACAUGUAUGUAAAUGAUAACUUAGCAGGAGAGAUGUAUGAGCAACUAGAUGCUAACAAAGAUGGGGAUUAUCGGGGGAAACACGUUCCACGUAAAAAGGACAUACCAGUCAACAAAAGUGACCAUAGAACGAAAACAAAUGAGCAAGCUUUUGCUGUUUAUGCAAAUGCAAAAUGAUUUUUAUGACGUAAUAGUCUAAACCUGAUUUCUAUAAAAACGCAUGCGUUUUUUAAUUAAGGGAACGUGAUGGGCGUUACACAUUACCUCUCAUUAACAAACUACCAAACGAUCUUCUUAUACCUAUGAUUUAUAAUCAAAGUUACUGCCGUGAGGUUACCAUUAAUGCCGCCCUUACUUGGACUUAUUAUUUCUAUCAUUUCUGAUCCUGUUACAUGAUGAAGCCGAUAUAAGAACAAUUUGCUGUUAAUAACAUAGUGCAAUUUCCAAAAAAUAUAAAUUCAUGUCAUCAUAUGUUUAUAUUCGUUUUAUGACUUUACUACCUGUUUUGGUGAGUCACAAAAAUGCACAUAUAUCCUGGAAAAGGAUGUAACAAAAUAGCAACAACGGUGUGUCACAUCUGAGAAAAGAAUUUAAUAUUUGUCUGAUAUUUAACAUAUUCUAGCGAAAAGUCAAUAUCUACAUCAGACUUCCAUUUUCUUCAACAAUAUCCUCUAAUCUUUAAAAAGAAUCAUUUGUUAAGUGUACAUGUAUAUAGUAUAGACUUUACUCUGCUCAUGUUUAUUAAUAUUUGUUGUAUUACUUUCUGUAUCUUUUUUUGAAAAAUUAGAAAAUAUAUGUGUUUGCAUGUCCGCUUUUACUUUACUAAUGUUUAUUAAUAUUUGUUUAGUGUAUGUUUCUUUUAUCGUUUGUUUAAAAACUUCCAUCCAUUUGAAUUCAUACGUGUGUAAACAUAUACCUUUCA